AUGUCGAACCUCAUAGUCUAUGCAACAACCAAGACAACGCCAAAACAAAAAGAAGAAUCACAAAUCCAAACAAUAAAAUUGAGAAGGAGAAUAACGUUGUACAGUGCCUCCUGUGAAAUCAAACAUUCGGCACCGGUAUCAACAAAACAGCAGGAUCAAACAUUCGUCACCGGUAUCAACAAAACAGCAGGAUCAAACAUUCGACACCGGUAUCAACAAAACAGCAGGAUCAAACAUUCGGCAACGGUAUCAACAAAACAGCAGGAUCAAACAUUCGGCAUCGGUAUCAACAAAACAGCAGGAUCAAACAUUCGGCAGCGGUAUCAACAAAACAGCAGGAUCAAACAUUCGACACCGGGAUCAACAAAACAGCAGGAUCAAACAUUCGGCAACGGUAUCAACAAAACAGCAGGAUCAAACAGUCGGCAUCGGUAUCAACAAAACAGCAGGAUCAAACAUUCGACACCGGGAUCAACAAAACAGCAGGAUCAAACAUUCGGCAACGGUAUCAACAAAACAGCAGGAUCAAAAAUUCGGCAUCGGUAUCAACAAAACAGCAGGAUCAAACAUUUGGCACCGGUAUCAACAAAACAUUAGGGUCAAACAUAAUGAAACAGCUCAACACACUACGACAAAUCCAAACUUUAAGCCAAUACGAAAUGACAAUUUUAACAAAAAAGACAAAGGGAAAACUGUAUGAACCCAACUAUAAAAAAAAACAACUCAAGUGUGGUGUAAACAGAGUACUUUCAACCUGAGUGAUUUUAUAUUUUUAUGUUUAAGACUUAAAAAUUCUUAUCCCGGGGUUAAAAUUUCUCUCAUAGCAUCACAUAGGUGUAUAUAAUUAUUCUGAUAAAUAAAAUCACCAUCGACCUGAUAUAUAGUAAACCAGUUAUGAUUAAAAGACAGUAAUCCCAGUUGGAAAUCGUAGUGGUUGGCAGGUCUUCACAUCCAGACGCUACCUUGUGAUGCAGUGACGCUCCAGGUACAUGUAGCUGAGAACACACCAUGCAUCACUUAUAGAGAUUGUUUCUGCUAUGGAUAUUGUCACGGAAUAAAUAACAUAAUUUCUUGUUAUACUCGAAGUAUGUCAAAGUAGGAGAUCAACAUAAAAACAAACUCAUUUCAAUAGCUUUCCUUCGGCACGAUAGAUAACUCCUACAAGUUCAAAUAUUUAACUGAUUUUGU
This is a messenger RNA of Mizuhopecten yessoensis (Yesso scallop), 1188 nucleotides long. RefSeq lists its product as uncharacterized. NCBI's taxonomy places the organism in Eukaryota, Metazoa, Mollusca, Bivalvia, Pectinida, Pectinidae. The transcript has 3 exons. Bases 1 to 597 code for a protein of 198 amino acids. The record is from RefSeq and is a predicted model, not a curated record.